AUGGGGAUGAUGAAAGGAAUUUUGUUUACAUGUAUCAUUCAUUUUUAUUCUUGUGUUGCCAACAGAAAUUACUUGAAUCAAUAUGAGAUCUUGAUCAAGCAAGGGUAUUUCUAUGACGUUAAAAGCCAAUUGGAGGGUUAUGGGUUCACAUAUUUCCAGCAGAUAGCUGGUGUGUCAAUAUUUGAAGGAAAUGAUGAGUACAAUGUACGCAGUUCAAAAGAGAAUGUUGCAGAGCUGAAGCAAAUUCUAACUGACAAGGUAUUGGACAUAACGCAGGCGUUUUAUAUCGACCCCGACCUGCCUAGUGUACUUGGUCAGUUUUACGAGACCGAAGGCGCAGAGGACUCUGAGGAGAUGGGUGGCAGGCUUUUCGGUGAUUCUGUUGAUGGUUACGACAGGAAUAUGUUCCUGACCUGCUCGCCUUACUACGAUAGUGGUCACGGUAUUGACGCUGUCUGGAAAAACUUUGACGGCUACAACGUCACAGUUGCCGUCGUUGACAUCGGCGUUUCCGUCAACCAUGAUGAACUAAGAACUCAAAUUCGGAUUGCUCAUAACUUUGAAACUAAUGACGAAGACGUAGAGCCAGAAGACUAUGGGAUCCAGUAUGGUCUACUCACGAACCAUGGUAAUUCAGCUGCCAGCGUCAUAGGAGCGGUGAAGGACAACACAUUAUGUUCUGCUGGCGUGGCUUACAACGCAUCCAUAGCAGCAUUAAAAAUUGGCAGAGUAUUAAUGAAUGGUCGAGUUGAAAUAUCGGUGAUAAAUAUAAAUGCUGCACUUGCCUACAAAUACAAUGAAAUCGACAUUUAUUCGAACAGCUGGGAUUUGGGAAGUACGGGAUUUUUAAAUUGUGGUCCAUCUGCCAGUGAAUUGCUGAAAGCGGGCGUACAAAAGGGGCGUAAUGGAUCCGGUUCCAUUUAUAUGAUCGCAACUGGCAAAAUUGGUAACUGCUUCUCGAACAGCAUAUAUACCAUAGCAGUCAACAGUAUUGGAACGAAUGGAAGUGUGCCUUCUGGCAUUAACCGUAGCUCAGCCACACUUGUCUCUGCGUUUGGACAAGCUAAAAAUAGAACUUCCAAGUAUAUGAUAACAGCUAGCCAAAGACCAGACAUAGAAUGCGACAAGAACUUUAAAGGAUCCUCAUCUGCAACUGCCAUCCUUGCCGGAAUUUGCGCGCUGAUUUUACAAGCGAGACCAACCCUGACAUGGCGUGAUAUUCAACAUAUAAUUGUACAUAGUUCUGAUGCAGUGGAGCUUCACAAUCACACAAUAAAUGGAGCAGGAAGAACUUAUCACGACGUUUUCGGGUUCGGGAUAGUGAAUGCAUCUAAGGCGAUAGCGAUUGCACAACCAUGGGUUAUGGUCGAGAAACAGAUGAACAUCACUAAGGAAUUUGAAAGGUUCAACACGUCACAUUUUAUAGCAGAAAUCCAAUGCAACAAUGGCUGUGUGCAAGCGAUAGAGCACGUUCAUGUUACAUUCAAGUUCGUAACUAAAGAAGCCGUCGCCCUUAAGUUAAUUUCACCAAGUGGGACAAGAUCAAAUCUGACUCUUUGCAACGACCUGACACCGCCUUCAUGGAAACAUGCCGAUGAUACUGGAACCUUGCUUUCUGUUAACUUCUGGGACGAGCAAAGUAAUGGAACUUGGCUACUGCUGACAGAACAAUGCACGGAAACCGAACGACAAAACGAAGCUGCUGACAAAGCACCAAUGCUACAUGCCGUUCGAAUAACUAUUUAUGGGACUGUAGUCGAGAAACACAACGAUGAUACCAAUGGCCAGCGUAAACCUGUAAUCGUUAAUACAACACUUAUUCUUGUUGUUACUUUAGUUGUUGCGUUAGUAUUAAUAAUACUGGUUAUAUGCGUAUGCAUACUGGGAAACUUAAAUCAAGGCCGUGACUGUCAUCUCAGAGACGUCACAUCUCCAACCUCAAAUCAAGACAGCGACUGUCCACUCAUAGAAUACACAUCUCCAACCUCAAAUCAAGACAGCGACUGCCCACUCAUAGAAAACACAUCUCCAAGAUCAAAUCAAGGCAGUUGUUCGCCACACAUAGAAGAAACACCUUUGUGAUGCUUGCAUGAUAAAUUACUGAAUAUAUCCGUACAGGCAUGUGUCAUUACAUGAAAGUAAACAAAAACGCCACGUAAGAAAAUAAAAUGAUAAAUGUCUCAUUUACUAUAUUCAAUAAAUAUUGCGAAGAAACAACAACAUACAAAUUAGAGAAUAUAUAUCAACCGCCGGAGGAUUCCUGGUCAACUCCAAAUAUUUCAAAACUUCAAUGUUAGCAAACCUCUGCAAAGUGUAAUAUAUUUCAAAAGUAAUUUUUAAUAUGAAUUCCGUAAAAAAACAAGUGUGAGAAUUGCUUUUAUGAAACUACCAUUGCUUUAUAUAAAUAUAUAUAAGGAAAUUAAAGUUAUAUUCAAUUUAUAUACCAUAAUAUCUUGCUUACUUGGUUAAUUGUAUUAAGAACGGGUGUAAGUUAUGAACAUUGUCUAAUCAUUGAUAAUUUUAUUAGAUAUCCAACAUUGUUAGAAAAGGUUAAAAUCGUUAGAUGACUGGACGGAAUUAUUGGGCUACUAAUUAUAUAUAUUUUUUAUUCAUUUGGAUUGCCCAAGAUAAAGAAAAUAAAGAUUUAUUAAUAUUUACUUUUAGACAAUAUAUAAUUGCCUGUCGUGUCCAAAACUGACACGAUGGUGUUAAUAAUUCCAUGAGUGGUACUUACCUUUGGAAAUUCCAUCAAACUAUAAGCUUUUGCUUGUUUUAGAUGCUUAGAUAAUAAAUUAAACAUUUAAGACCAGUGCGAAUAAGGACAGUCUUGUCAUAGCCUAGGUCACUAGCUCAUUACUGAUUUUCCAACUAUCGUGGAAAUCGGCCAGAAUAUUUGUCAACAUGAUAUUAAAGACCAGUGUGAAUAAAAGUAAUCUUGGUUACUAGGUCAAAAAUAAAGACAGAACUUUUGUCACCAUCUAAAUUUUGGUUUAGGUAUUUCAGAAUUACAAUUUACCUAAAUAAUGCUCCAAACAAUAAAAUAAAUGGAAGUUAACAGCAGAAUUACCUUUUUAUCCUCUUUAAACACCGACCUGCUGCAAAAUCGUAUUUGUCAAGAUUAAAAAAAUCCUGAUUUAAAGCUGUUACCGCCCGCAUUAAACCCUUUGUUAAUUGGUAUGCAUCUGAAAGCACUAUUUAUUAAUUGUAUUCUUUAAAUGUUCUGAAAAUGAUGAUACGAUGUCAAAAUAAGCGAUACAAGUGCAUGCUAUUUUUGUGUAAAUAAACAUUUUCAUAGAGACUGUCUACUGUCGACGGUUUUCUUUGUUUACU
This is a messenger RNA of Mya arenaria, 3330 nucleotides long. RefSeq names its product furin-like. The record is from RefSeq and is a predicted model, not a curated record. Gene Ontology annotation, molecular function: serine-type endopeptidase activity. Gene Ontology annotation, cellular component: trans-Golgi network; Golgi membrane. The transcript has 13 exons. NCBI's taxonomy places the organism in Eukaryota, Metazoa, Mollusca, Bivalvia, Myida, Myidae. The coding region runs from base 1 to 2082 and encodes 693 amino acids. Gene Ontology annotation, biological process: protein processing.